AUGAAAGUCCUGUCAGAGUCAAGUCCUCCCGUGGAUGGAUGCAGGUCACCACAGUCAGGUUAUGAACCAGCAACACCAGGUCGUGCGUUCUCCCACGCCACCUCGCUCCGUCUCGCAGCGCCAAUCGAGGCUCCAGACAGGCUCUCGUCACACGCUUUCUCACUGGUACCGCAAACGGCCAACCUACCUUCUGCGGACGAGGAGCAGCUUGUUGCCCUGCAAUCAACAGCGCCCAGCACUCCUUCUGUGUCGCUUUCAAAUAUUGGUAGGAAACGCUCCCUUGUGUCACCAUUGGCUAGAUCGGGAGCUACUCCUGGUUAUGUUUCCCAGAUGCAAAGAAUAUUUCAGGACGCAAAAGCCUCACUCCAACUCGACGCGGCCAUUGCAAGCUCACCCACUGGAUCGAUUGCUUCAAGGCUGCCCGGCAUACCAGCCAAGAUGGUCGGCCGUCACCAUUGCAACACUGUUGGCUUCAAUGCGACGAAUUGGAGAUAUUCCACUGUGCCUCAGGGCUUGGCAGACGCAGACUUGGAUGUCAGAGAACCUUUCCCUGUGGAGUCUCCUGGGCUCCCGGAUCAUGAUCUUGUCAAAAAGCACACACGGGCCGUGGCUCAAGAGCCAAUCAGCAGUGGCUUCACCUCCCCGGUUGCAGCUGAAAUGAAUGAUGCUGUAAUGGAAACCACAGCUUCUCUGCCUCUUCUACCUAUAUUUAGCUCAACCAAAAGCGACCAACCCACGGCAAGCCCAUUGGCAAGUUCUGGCUACCGCCAGGACCCGGCACUUGUUAUGACGUCCACAGAACUCGAGCAACCAAUGACGAAUAUGCAUAUAAGUCACGUCGACGCUUGGCUGAAUGGCGUUCUCCAGGAUUCGCCCAACGAGCAGCGAGAGAAGAGGAUUCGCUCGACAGACGAUAAAUUGCGUGUCUCACCUGCUCACGAUGUGGUUGAUAUAGAUAUGGAUAACUCCAAACUUCCACAAGAAAUCAUCUUAUCAACGCCUGCAAAGGCCGCCGCGGAGUCUGCUAAGCUCAAGCGAGAUCUGCUGGGAAUCGGAGUGAGAACAUCUGGCGACAAAGAGAGCGUCAGACCAGAACCUCGCAGUGCCAGUAGUGCUCUUCGCUGCACAACUCCAACCGCGAACCUCUUGAGCGUACCUACUGUACAAAUUACUCCAUCGCCAGAUUUUCCUCAUGGUUCUCCACCACCUAGUCCAGUCCAGCCGGUACAGCUUACUCCUGCUCUGCCUUUUCGACGAGUUGAUUCGACUGGCAGUCCUUUCCCAAUCCUGAAAGAGAAAUCACCUAACCCGGCAGUGCGAGGCUAUUACUCACCACCACCGCAUCAACAGUUUGCUUCUCCCCCACAGGGGCCCCAAACUUCGCCUCCGCCCCAUCAGCAAUACUCUACACUUUAUUCUCCUCCUCAAGAACAUCACACAGGCCCAUGCGCCUCUCAGCACUAUCCUUCUAUCGAACAAUCUACAUUUCAUAACAAACCUCCUCCUCCUCCUCCAGCUGCUCCAUGGUCCCAACAAUUGAUAUACCUCCAUGGGCCACCACUCCACCGUACACCUUCAGAGGUGGCUUAUUCUCCUACUGCAGAUCGGCCAUAUUAUUCGUUCUCAACUGCGGCCGCAGCCCACUCAGGCUCUUCCGCUGCACCUGACUCGAGAAUCAGGGAUGCAUACCGCACAGACACCCUGACGCCAUUCGAAGUGCCUACAACGCGAUUCCGUAAGAUCGGCCUUGGCGCCACUGCCCAAAUGAAAGGUGCUACUCAUCGCACUGCCUUUGCUGUGCCAGCCGCAAGAACAGCUAGACCAGCCCCAUCAAGAGCACCAACAGCUAGCGGGAAGCGACCUCCUGCCGCCAAUGACCCCAGGAUGGGGCUUUCCAGAGCCAAUACCGCGGGUGCAAGGAAAUACUAUGCGCAUACCCAGCGGCGUCCAAUAGGAGGACCGGUGCCAGAGGAAGUGACAUUUAGGAGUAGUCCUCCGAGACCGGCAGGUCAGUUUCAUGCGGCCCCGAGGCGGAAGAAAAUGAGGAGGAGCCUAAGCGGGGUGGAUGGGUUGUCGCUUACCAGGCAAGAGAAAAAGGGUUGUCAUAGUGAGAACAGGGAAGGGGCUGAGCUUGAAAGGGGUAUACAUAUGGAACUGCGGGUCGAUGAGGAGGGGAGGUUUGUUGGGGGAAGUCCAGCACAGGAUGGCGUAACGACCAUUCUUAGGGGUCGGGCUCAAGGAGACGUGGACAAUGAAAAAUCUUCGGUCAAUGCGGUUUGCGAGAACCAGAGGAUGCUUGUGAGGAAAUCAGCGUCGACCGUGAAACACCAUCUCGAGACAUCGCCAACACCAUACCAGAAGCUACCCGCUGAUCAACGAGGCGAAGAAGAAGAAGAAGUUAGGGAGCUGAGCCCCUAUGUCAGUCCUUACCGGAAGGGAAAGGGUCCCAAACUCCGCGAUGAGGAGAGGAGGCCGAGUUAUUGGGAUAGCGAUAUUUUGCCCACUGGCGUCGUCAUCACUGGUCAGCGCGGACGGAGGGAAGGUAGGAGGUUUGGGGACCAGGCUGAGCGUAGAUGGAAGGCGAACAUUGAGGAGAUGCCGGGGGGCGAGGAGAAAGAGAACUGGGACCCGGAACCGGGACUAGAUGGAGAGAAGAUGGAUGGUGAUGGUCAUGAUGGUCAUGGGGUGGAAAGAAUGGAGAUUGGGGAGUGA
This is a messenger RNA of Endocarpon pusillum Z07020, 2712 nucleotides long. RefSeq lists its product as uncharacterized. The coding region runs from base 1 to 2712 and encodes 903 amino acids. The record is from RefSeq and is a predicted model, not a curated record. Lineage: Eukaryota; Fungi; Ascomycota; Eurotiomycetes; Verrucariales; Verrucariaceae. The transcript is spliced from 2 exons.